Molecule: messenger RNA, 1618 nt
Organism: Engraulis encrasicolus (European anchovy)
Lineage: Eukaryota; Metazoa; Chordata; Actinopteri; Clupeiformes; Engraulidae
Product: mixed lineage kinase domain-like protein
Exons: 10
Coding region: 1-1437 (478 amino acids)
Biological process (GO): cell surface receptor signaling pathway; protein phosphorylation
Molecular function (GO): ATP binding; protein kinase activity
Source: RefSeq, a predicted model, not a curated record
AUGGACCUGGUGGAGCCAAUCCUGGCUGUUGCAGAGAAGCUGUACGCCCUCUGCGGGGAGGUGAAGGCCAACAAACAGCGUUGCAGGCGGCUGGCGCACCGCGUCUCCGCGCUCACGGAGAUGUUGAAGGCGGUGAAGACGCGUGGUCUGGGUGGACAACCCCAACUUGUAGAACGAGGUCUUCUCGAGCUCAAACUCACGCUGGAGUCGGCACAAGAAGUAGUGGAAAAGUACGCGUCCAUCAGUUAUCUGAAACGCAUCGUCCGCGCGUACGACUUGGGCGACGAGUUUGCCAGUCUGAACGAGCGAUUGAACGAUGCGGCGCAGCUUCUGUCGUUAGCUUUGGCCGCGGACCAGAGGGAGAAGUUGGAUGAGGUGUUUCUGGAGACCCGGCGGAUGACAGAAGAUGAGGAGGACAGGGAAACUGACCGACAGGACCUGCAGAAAUUGUUAGAGGUGGCAGAGGCCAUGAAAGAAGGUGUGGAUGCGGUGCAUGAAGUGGUGGAUGAGACCAGUAGAGAUGUGAAGAACAUCAAAACCAUGCUGGAAUCCUUAAAGACUAGCUGCAGCCCUCUGCCGGACAUCCGAGAGAUUCGCAUGGAUGAGUUGACCUUUGACCUCCCCAAACGGCCCUUCAUGACCACGCCCACGUCCGAGGUCUACAAAGGGGAGUUCAACAAGUUCACUGUGGCCAUCAAGAGAUACACCUACCCCAUUAGCACUAACGCCAGCCAGGUGAGGAGCAUCUUUAAUAAGGAGGUGGAGACCAUGAGGCGCUUCGAGUCGCCAAACAUCCUCAGAAUGUUUGGAAUUUGUGUCCAGGAUGAAAAAGGCCCGGACCCCAACUUCCUGAUCGUCAUGGAGUACUGUGAGAAGGGCUCGCUGAAACAGGUGCUGGAUGAUGGGAAGUACAAACUGCCCUGGGACAGGAAAGCCAGAAUGUGUCUCGAUGCAGCACAAGGCCUGUACAGGCUGCACCAGUCAGAGGAGAAGUUCAAGGUCCAUGGAUGUAUCAACAGCAGUAAGUUUCUUGUUGGAGUGGGAUACAGAGUCAAGCUUGGAGGCUUUGAGCUGGCGAAGACGGAGACGUCCCUGAGGAAAAGCAGGAGUACGCGUAACAGCCAACUGUGCUACAGCUCUCCACAGCAGCUCAAUAGUGUCAAUCACGCCUACGACAGAGCCUGUGAAAUGUACAGUUUUGGAAUUGUUUUAUGGGAAAUUGCAACGCGACUUACUCCUUUUAAAGGCUGGUCUCGUGAGGAUGUGCAUAAGAAGGUGUAUGUGGAGCGCUCCAUGGAGCCGGUAGCGGGGGACUGCCCUAGCCAGCUAGCAGACCUCAUCAUCGCCUGCCGCUCAUACGACCCCUUCCAGAGACCAACCGCCGGAGUUCUUGUGGAUAAACUACGUAAAGUUGUGGCGCAGUUCGAUGACGACUGACCUUGAAGGACUUCACUUCAGUCACAGCAGAUGUUUUUGUUUUUGUCUGUUUGUGUUUUUUGUUUGUAUUUGUAUUUGUUUUUAAUAAUGUGAAUCUAUGUUUGAGGAGGGCAACUGUUCAGCUGGUAAUGCAAUGCCAAUAAAAGUGUCAUCUUCCUUGGUGGAAAUACGGUGGCAGACU